AAAAGUAUUUUAAACCUGCAGCAGGAAACCAUGCCCAGACACUACAUUUGCAAUAGCAGGGGAUUCCAUAGGUUAAAUGGAUGAAGAUUUAGAUAAAGAAAUAGCAGCGUAUUCCUUACAAAACUCCUCAGAAGCAUUGCUUUCUAUUCAGUUACUAGAUUUCAAAACAACAUUUCUGGAGGCAGUAGAAGAGUUGCGUAUGAGAAGGGAUUCAGAAAACCUUUACGAGAAACAAAUUAGCAGACAUGUUGCUGAAAAACAGGACCUUGUAUGGCAGAAGGAAGCUGUUCAGCAUGAGAAAGAAGCAUUAAAGAAGCAGCAUGCAGAAGCCAUUACAACUUUAAAAAAACAAAUAAACUAUAGCAACUUACAGUAUUACUACAGUGUCCCAACCAACCAAAUGUGA
Molecule: messenger RNA, 406 nt
Organism: Thamnophis sirtalis
Lineage: Eukaryota; Metazoa; Chordata; Lepidosauria; Squamata; Natricidae
Source: RefSeq, a predicted model, not a curated record